This is a messenger RNA of Puccinia triticina, 900 nucleotides long. RefSeq lists its product as uncharacterized. The coding region runs from base 1 to 900 and encodes 299 amino acids. Gene Ontology annotation, cellular component: proteasome core complex. The transcript is spliced from 5 exons. Gene Ontology annotation, molecular function: threonine-type endopeptidase activity. Lineage: Eukaryota; Fungi; Basidiomycota; Pucciniomycetes; Pucciniales; Pucciniaceae. The record is from RefSeq and is a predicted model, not a curated record.
AUGACGCACACCACCCUCCACACCAUGUCGCUCAGCGGAUUCCUCCAGGAGCUCGCGACCACCGAACACCGGCUGGCCGAGCGAGAAUGCGAAGCGGCCCAGAAGGACUAUGCCCUCCACCAGCACCCGGUCGACCUCGGACGGACGCCGGUGCCAAGGUUCGACCUCCCAGGAGUGGAAGACCCCGUGUCCUUCCUGCGAGCGCACACCGACGACCGCUCUGCCGAUGCCAAGAUCAAGAUCAAGCACGGCACCACCACCCUCGCCUUCCGAUUCAAACACGGCAUCAUCGUCGCCGUCGAUUCCAGGGCCACCGCUGGGAGCUAUAUCGCUAGUGGCACCGUCAAAAAGGUCAUCGAGAUCAACCCUUUUCUGCUGGGCACCAUGGCCGGAGGAGCCGCCGACUGCCAGUACUGGGAAACCUAUCUAGGCAUCCAAUGCCGCUUGCACGAGCUACGAAACAAGAGCCGGAUCUCUGUGGCCGCGGCCUCCAAGUACCUUUCGAACCUGGUGUACAGCUACAAGGGCAUGGGGCUCUCCAUGGGCACGAUGAUCUGCGGCUGGGACGGCUCGGGCCCGGGGCUGUACUACGUCGACUCGGACGGGACCCGGCUCAAGGGCGACGUGUUCUCGGUCGGCUCCGGAUCCACCUUCGCGUAUGGCGUCCUCGACCAGGGCUACCAUUGGGACCUCUCCGUCGACGACGCCCUCGAGCUCGGUCGACGGAGCAUCUAUGCCGCCGGCCACCGCGACGCGUUCUCCGGUAACACACUCAACCUCUACCACGUCAAGGAGGACGGCUGGCAUUUCAUCAACAACUAUGACUUUAACAAACUUCACUACGAUAUGGCUUACGGCUACGAAGAAAGGUUGAAGAAAGAUGCAGCCCCCUUAGCAUGA